Molecule: messenger RNA, 1989 nt
Organism: Letharia columbiana
Lineage: Eukaryota; Fungi; Ascomycota; Lecanoromycetes; Lecanorales; Parmeliaceae
Exons: 6
Coding region: 1-1989 (662 amino acids)
Biological process (GO): termination of RNA polymerase II transcription
Cellular component (GO): cytoplasm; mRNA cleavage factor complex
Molecular function (GO): mRNA binding; ubiquitin binding; phosphatidylinositol binding
Source: RefSeq, a predicted model, not a curated record
AUGUCUGUUGGACUUCCUUCCGAUGAAGUCGCUGAAGACUACAAAAACUCCCUCGAAGAUCUGACUAUCAACUCGAGAUAUGAGAUCAGCAAUCUAACUGUUAUUGCAAAAGAGAACACAGAGCAUGCUAUGGCAAUAUCAAGGGUUUUGGAGAAUCACAUCAAGAGUACUCCUCCAGACCGCAAGCUACCAGCACUUUACGUCCUAGAUUCUGUGGUUAAAAAUGUUGGAACGCCCUACACGCUAUUCCUUGGUCGUAAUCUGUACACGAUCUUCAUGAAUGCCUACAGCUUGGUCAACAAUCAGGUACGCCGCAAGCUUGAUGAGAUGCUCAAGACAUGGAAAGAGCCAGUGCCUGGAUCACUGGAUCCAAGGCCUGUAUUUCCAGCUGAAACUAUCCGACCUAUUGAGAAUGCAUUGAUUAAAGCUCGCACUGCCGCCGUCCAGGCGCAACAACAGCAACAGUCUAGGGCCCAACAGGAGAUGAUGGCUCGCGGUCGACCAAUGGCAACACCGAAUCCACAGUGGCGCAAUACCCCUACACCACCUCAAGCCCGCAGUCCUUACUACCCUCCGCCACAGCAAAUGUACGGUCAGCAGAAUAUACCUAACGGUAACUAUCAGGCACGUUCGCAGUAUCCUCAGACUGCCAUUUACCCUGCCCCACAGCCAACUACGACCAAUUAUCAGCAACCUUACCCACAGCCACCAGCGUACCCCCAGUACCAACAUCCUCCAAACCACUCAGAUCCCAUACAUCAAGACGUCGAAAAACUCAUCAGUGCCGCACGAUCUGAAUUCUCGAGCAACGUCAACGAUGACUCGCUGCGAAUACGUCUGCAGGCUUUGCUAGCUCUGCAGGGUGCUUUGAAGUCGCAGACCCUUACACCCCAAGAAUUUCAAGCCGCUCGGAACGAGGUCGCCCGGCUCUUCGCUGAGGUCUAUGGAGCCUCUGGACCAGCGGCUUCGGCGCCUCCGCGUGCUUCGGUGUCGACUCCCUACGUACCUCCACAACAAAUUUCCCCGCAGCAACGACCCGCACAGGUACCGGCACCGCAAAAUCCGGACAUUCAGUCCUUGCUAUCGUCGAAGAACUUGGCCGAUAUCAUUGCGAAGGCUCAGCAAGCGCCAGCGACUCCGCCAAUCUCCCAGGCACCGUUCUCCCAAGCGCAACCAGCUCCACACAACUCGUCCACACCGUCUUCGUCGGCCAAUCUAGGUGAUAUGCUGGCAUCUCUCAAAGCCAAAGGUAUCUUCUCUGGUACCUCAAGCACACCAGUCAAUGGCUCCCAUGGAUAUGCACCUCCGCCAUCUGUCACGCAAACCCCACCAAUUAUACCUGGAGGCUUCCCACGUCCGGCAUUGAUCAACGAUGUUGAGGUUAUAUCGACAUCGUUGAAGCGACCCCGGAUCCACCACGUCUCAACGUUAUACGAAGCUCGACCGAAUCAAUGCUCAACAUGCGGUAGACGAUUCCUCGCUACAGCAGAGGGUAAAGAGAAGAAGGCCCGUCAUUUGGAUUGGCAUUUUCGAACGAACCAACGCCUAGCCGACUCUGCCAAGCGGGGCCAGAAUCGAAGCUGGUACGUUGAUGAGUUGGAAUGGAUUAAAUCUCGUGACAAUCCUGAGGAUGCUCCACUUACAGAUGCCUCCUCCGAUGCCGCAAGAGCUGCACUUGCUGCAUCUCUCGCUGCAGCCGAUCCUAAAAACAAGCACAUCCCUGUACCAUCCGACCCAGCUCUUGCCAAUCAGCCAUGUCCUAUUUGCCAAGAGAAGUUCGAUAUGGUAUGGAAUGACGAAGUCCAGGACUUUGUAUGGAUGGAUGCGAUGAAAAUUGGGACUAGAAUUUAUCAUGCCAGCUGCCAUUCUGAGGUGAAGAAAGAAGGCGGCACUACACCUGUGAGAACGAGCACGCCGGAUAGUGUAUUGGGGAAGAGGAAGGCGGUCGGUGAUUAUAACGCAGGCAAUGCAAAAGCGGUCAAGGCAUGA